Guyanagaster necrorhizus is the source of this 1105-nucleotide messenger RNA. RefSeq names its product mitochondrial carrier. The transcript is spliced from 11 exons. NCBI's taxonomy places the organism in Eukaryota, Fungi, Basidiomycota, Agaricomycetes, Agaricales, Physalacriaceae. Gene Ontology annotation, biological process: mitochondrial L-ornithine transmembrane transport. Bases 14 to 976 code for a protein of 320 amino acids. Gene Ontology annotation, molecular function: L-ornithine transmembrane transporter activity. The record is from RefSeq and is a predicted model, not a curated record.
CAGUCUGUUGAGCAUGACUGAACAUGCAUCUCAGAGCAAUCACAUAAGAUUCGUAGGCGCCUUUGCUGGAAUUGGAAGCGGUUUAACCAAGGUCGCUGUUGGACAUGGGUUUGAUACCGUCAAAACGCGAAUGCAAUGUUCUGCGCCUGGAACAUACCAUGGCGCCUUUGAUGUGUUUCGUCAGACAAUCAGAAACGAGGGUAUCCUCGCAAUUUACAAAGGUGCAACUCCCCCGGCGGUAAUGUGGGCCGCUAUAGAUUCGCUGCUCCUGGGUUCUCUCCAUAAUUACCGCCUGUUUCUCUUUCGAAACGGCCUGACUGAGCUCAAUCCCGCGACGCAACUUCCCCGCCUGACAAUUACCGCACAUGGACUGGCCGGUCUUCUCGCUGGCUGGACCAGUACGGUUCUUGCUACCCCGAUGGAGCUUUUAAAAGUGAAAUUGCAGCUUCAAAUGCAAAGAGACCCUUCCGACCGUCAAUUUAGAGGCACGAUAGAUUGUGCCCGAAAGAUCGUCCGCACUCAAGGAAUCUUUGGCUUGUACAGUGGGUUUACAGGGAGUGUCGUUUGUCGGACUAAUUUUUGCUGGUUAUUCUUGUCUUUUGAGGCUUUCAUGCGGGGUUUUGCCAAGCUGCAGGGCACACCCUAUGAGAUAACCACAGGCUUUGCCAACUUUUUAGCGGGCGGCUUCAGUUCUUUCGCGUUCUGGAUCAUGGCCAUCCCUGCGGAUAACGUGAAAAACCGUAUGAUGGCGUAUCCUUAUCCCAAGCCAUACCCCAUGGCGCUUUCUAAUGAUGUCUUGAUGGAAAGACCAUCAUUUUUGCUUGUAACAAAGAAAAUCCUAGCCACGGAGGGAUAUCGCGGAUUUUUCCGCGGUCUUGGACCUUGCCUGUUGAGAUCUUUUCCGGUAAACGCUAGCGCACUGUUCGUAUAUGAGUCACUGCUUCGGGCAUUCGGAGCGGAGAAAACAAGGCAAUAGCCGUCGGGUGCAUCAAUAUGUUUUGAAACAAGUAGAAUCUUUAGAGAAUCUGUGGGGUCUCGACCCGUACUCCGUACUUGGUCAAUCUUCCGAUUUUAAUCCAUCAUUAUUAGAUUAUUUCCCGGUGCC